Bombyx mandarina (wild silkworm) is the source of this 2051-nucleotide messenger RNA. RefSeq names its product transport and golgi organization 14 (gene Tango14). Lineage: Eukaryota; Metazoa; Arthropoda; Insecta; Lepidoptera; Bombycidae. Gene Ontology annotation, cellular component: dehydrodolichyl diphosphate synthase complex; endoplasmic reticulum membrane. The record is from RefSeq and is a predicted model, not a curated record. Gene Ontology annotation, molecular function: ditrans,polycis-polyprenyl diphosphate synthase [(2E,6E)-farnesyl diphosphate specific] activity.
UACUGUCCACUCUUAAGCUCGUGAUUGGCUGCUCUUGAAAAGCGGCUGACUAGGCCGUGUGAUCAUAUAGUAAAGAUAUAAAGUUUUCAGUUCAUAUUAUCUCGAAAAUGUUGAAAUAAAAUAAUACUAUCGUUACAUACAUCGCGGAUAAUAAUUUAAUGUGAAUUAUGCUGUCACGAUUGCUUCGACAGUUCUUGUUUGCUUUGCUACAUUUGAUUUUAAAUUUUAUUGUUGGUGCUCAGAAUGUCUAUUGCAGAUAUUGGCUUAAAAAGCACAGUUUACAAGACUAUGAGGUGACAAAAACGGAUUUAAAGCUAAUAGUGAAGCAUAUACCGAAACUCAGUAAACAACCAAAGCAUUUAGUUGUUUUAUCUGAUAGCGAUUACCAUUCAAUAGAUGAUUUGGCUCGAAUGGUGAUAUGGAGUUUAGUAGCCGGAAUACCGUUUUUAAGUUUUUAUGAUGUAUCAGGUCAACUUUCAUAUCAAGAAGAAAAACUUUUUAAUGCAGUUGAGAAGAACAAGAAAGGUGUUCCGGGGUGUAUAAAAUGGUCAAAGAAACCUGAUUUGAAUGGGUAUACAAAUGGCAUUCCUGCACAUAAAAUUGUUGUGAAUAUUUUUUCUUGUCAGAACGGACGUUCCACAAUUACACAAUGUAUCAAAAAAAUGUGUGAGGAAAAAAUUCCAUAUAAUAGAAAAAGUGACCAAAUUACCGCACAAGAAUUUGAUGAUGUGAUAUCAGCAGUAUACCCUUCCAUUCCAGAUCCUGAUUUAGCAUUAUUUUCAGGUCCAGUUUGUUGUACACAUGGUUUAUUGCCAUGGCAAAUAAGACUUACAGAGUUCAUAAGUUUAUCAGUUGACUAUAAUUUAAGUGUUGAAAGCUUUGUAGGUGCUAUGUAUAAAUAUAGUAAAUGCGAUCAAAGAUUUGGAACGUAACUUGGAAGUGAUAGUAAAUUAAAUUCAGUACUAGGCCUAAGUAAAUUUAUUAUUUUAAUUUAUUUUACAACAGUCAAAUAUUGAAUGUAUUUGUAAAUAGGCGAAAUUCAUAAACACAAGAAUGAGAUUUUUAAAAAUGAGUGCCAAGAACUUGUUUGAUAAUUUACCAAAGUAACAUGGUCUACAUAUUAUAGUAUAUUUCCUAUAUAUCAAAUUAUAUUAAAAUUAGGUAGGUAUGUGCCUGUAUUUGACAUGGUGUUAUAUUUUGAAGUAAUUGAAAAUUUAAUUCUGUCGAUGAAAAUAAUUUAUGCAUCGCUGAUAAAACAGAUUUUAAUUUCCUUUACAUUUAAAACAGAAUUAUUAAUUAGGUAACAGCACAACAUGAUUUUGGCAUGUUUCUAUCUUUUGUAUCAUCAAAUAUUUAAGUGCAUAUUAUUCAAUAUAGUUAUGCUUGACUCACAUGACUCAAGGAAAUGCUGUAGCAGUUUAUAUUUGUGGUGUAAUAGUUAAAUACUGUUUUUAUUGUAAAUACUAAAUUUUAAUAAAUUCACCACUGAUUAGGUUAUUGGUUUGAUUAGAGGUUAACUCUAAUUAAUUUUUUGUAAGGAUUUCCUUCAAAUAGUUCAGGAAAAAUGAUAUUUUGUUUUUAGAUUGAAAUGAAAAUUUAAAUUGAAAUAUAAGUGUAAUUAAUGAUGAGAUCAGUGAUACUUUCAUUUUAUUUUAUUCUUCAGUUUUGUAGUUAUUUAUCAUUGGUAUUUUUAAUGUAAUAUUAGUAGGGCAUUGCAAACAUCAAUAAACAGGUUACAUUGGUAAAACUUGUUUUUUUUUGCUUUUAUAACAUUUUUAUACCAUCAUGCACAGAAAGGACAAAGAAACGAAAUUUAUCAAUAUAGAUUCAAAAAAACUUUAUUGGAAUAACGCGAUGGAUCAUUGAUUGUUGCACACUAAAAUACUAUACACAAUAUCACUAAGAUACACUUCAACGCGUACAUAACAGCUUCCAUCUGUAAGAGAUAAAUUUUAAAAUAGAUCACAGCCUUUAUUAACAUAAGCUCAAAUUUGGAAUUCAAUUGAAGGAAAAAUACGUGUUUAAUAUUAAUAACAUUAUUACUUUUAAAU